CCCCUUUGCGUGUGCAUCAUGCACUCACUCGCCCGCCGGACUGCUUUCAUAACGGAGCGGAAUGGCGCUCUCUUACUACUGACGUCUUUCUAAAGAGGAGAUGCGCAGACCGAAAGGGGGCUGCUGAUGCGACCACCAGCUCGGCUCCUCUUUGUCUCUCUUCAACAUCCGCAUCGAGGAGCACCUUUUGGGGGGAGGCAGAAGCAGAAGAAGAAGGAGGAAGGGAGGCAGCGAGGCAGCGAGAGGGGGCUAACCGAGGAUGGAGUUCAAGCAUCUGGUGGAGGCGGCCGAGAAGUGGUGCUCGGGGAACCCGUUCGAGCUAAUCUUCGCCGAGGAGGACGACGAGAGGCGGCUGGACUUCUACGCGGAGCCCGGCGUCUCCUUCUACGUGCUGUGCCCCGGCGGAACCGACACUUUCCAUGUGUGGAGCGAGAGCGAGGACUGCCUACCAUUCUUACAGCUGGCUCAGGAUUACAUCUCGUCCUGUGGCAAGAAGACCCUGCUGGAGGUGCUGCAGAAGGUCUUCACGUCCUUCAGGCCUCUGCUGGGGCUCCCUGACAUAGAAGACGAGACGUUUGAGCACUACCACGCCGACGUGGAGGGCGAGCCGGGGCCUGACCACCAGCAGAUGGGGGUCAGCCAGCAGUGACAAGCACCCCCCACACCCCACACCCCACACACACACACCAGAGAGGAGGGAGGAAGCUGGCCAGAGGUCCUGGGGGCCUCACUACUGAUACACACACACACACACACACACAGGGCCAACUUACUAAGAAAAUGCACCACCAUGUUCUUGAAUGUUGCUUUGCUUUCUAAAUGCGCCCCCCCCCCCCCCCCCCCCCACCCCAUACACAGAAACAUAACAGGGCUAUGGGACCUACGCCACCGCGCAAGUUUCAUAAUCUUUCACUGUUUUUGGUUAACGUUCCACGGCAUGGCAUCGGUUACGGCAACACGCACUACUUCCCGGGAGACGAAUGUGACCGUUAACCCACUUUCUACGCUCGCCCGGUGACAACAUGCAAACACCAGGGAGGAGAACGGAUGGGUGGGAAAAAAAUACGAGAUGAGGCGAGGCAGAUUUUUCCAUUUGUGGUAUUAGGCGAAUCUCAAGUGUUUUGACUGUGAUCGCAAAAAAGCAUUUUACGCAUUUCCUUAUCACGAGGGGCAUGGAGAAUUACUCGUAUUACAUCACCGUACAUGGACAUUUUUUUUUUCCAUCCUUUUGCUAUCUUGUGACUGUCACAACAAAAGGCCCUGUGCUGCAGAGUUCGCUCUUCCUGGUUCCAGUGUCACAUGACACCCUCGUUUAUCUUCUCUAUCUCUUAAAUGUGGUCUUCCUAGUUGUUGCCUUGCCUCUCCCAGCACAAGCCGUUCACAUACGUUUCACUUAGGCGUACUUUAAUAAAAUGCAUACCCAAAUGGCAGCGUACACUCAUUAUAGGGGUAGUAUGUACAUAUUUGGUCCUGGAAAAGGUACAACGUUACCUCCAACAAUCACAGGUACAGUACAUAAGCAUUUACACUGUAUUGUACGUAGAGGCACAGAAAGGGACUCUGGUUGUACACCUCUUUUUUUACAACAGUGUAAAUCUGAUUUCUGUUGCUAUUUGGCGCUUGGAGCCACGCUGCCACCCACCACCGCCUUCACCACAGAGAUGGUUCAUCUUUAGCCUGUGUUUGUGUCAUUCUAGGCCUCUUCCAAUGUUCCUCAUGCAGUGUAUCUUUAUUGCGUUUGUCCCCGAGACGCACGUGAAAGCGUGUAUGUGUGUGUGCAAUUGUUCCAAUAAAGGGUGUGA
Molecule: messenger RNA, 1802 nt
Organism: Phycodurus eques (leafy seadragon)
Lineage: Eukaryota; Metazoa; Chordata; Actinopteri; Syngnathiformes; Syngnathidae
Gene: mturn
Product: maturin, neural progenitor differentiation regulator homolog (Xenopus)
Exons: 3
Coding region: 260-649 (129 amino acids)
Biological process (GO): regulation of signaling; positive regulation of megakaryocyte differentiation
Cellular component (GO): cytoplasm
Source: RefSeq, a predicted model, not a curated record